Molecule: messenger RNA, 4046 nt
Organism: Eublepharis macularius
Lineage: Eukaryota; Metazoa; Chordata; Lepidosauria; Squamata; Eublepharidae
Gene: CTNNA1
Product: catenin alpha 1
Exons: 18
Coding region: 244-2961 (905 amino acids)
Biological process (GO): cell-cell adhesion; cell migration
Cellular component (GO): adherens junction; actin cytoskeleton; catenin complex
Molecular function (GO): structural molecule activity; cadherin binding; actin filament binding
Source: RefSeq, a predicted model, not a curated record
AGAGCCGUCAGGAGCAGAGGGCGGCGCUGGGAAGAGCGAGCCGGGAAGGGCCGCAGGGGGAGGUGCCCGGAAGAGUCUCCCUCCCUCCCGCUCCGGUUUCCCUCACAGACUCUCCGGCUCGGCUUGGGACAGGGCGCGGCGGGCAGCCCCAGCGGGAAGCAGGAGCGGCGGAAACCGGCCAAGCUCGGGCCCGGGGGACUCGGCGACCGCCACCAAAACUGCGGAGGGAGAGGAGCGGCAGAAAUGACUGCCUUUAACACAGGAAACGUUAACUUCAAAUGGGAUCCCAAAAGCCUGGAGAUAAGAACACUGGCAGUUGAGAGACUGUUAGAACCCCUUGUUACACAGGUUACUACACUGGUCAAUACUAGUAACAAAGGGCCUUCCAACAAAAAAAGAGGCCGCUCUAAAAAGGCACAUGUUCUAGCCGCAUCAGUUGAGCAAGCCACAGAGAACUUCUUGGAGAAAGGAGAUAAAAUUGCGAAAGAGAGCCAGUUUCUUAAAGAAGAGCUGGUGGCUGCUGUGGAAGAUGUUCGCAAACAAGGAGACUUAAUGAAGAGUGCCUCUGGAGAAUUUGCUGAUGACCCAUGUUCGUCUGUGAAACGAGGGAACAUGGUGAGAGCAGCCCGUGCCCUCUUGUCAGCAGUUACCCGGCUGCUCAUUUUGGCUGACAUGGCAGAUGUAUACAAGCUACUUGUUCAGCUUAAAGUUGUAGAAGAAGGCAUCUUGAAACUCAGAAAUGCUGGUACUGAACAGGAUUUAGGAAUACAGUACAAAGCCCUUAAACCAGAGGUGGAUAAACUUAAUGUAAUGGCAGGCAAAAGACAACAGGAAUUAAAAGAUAUAGGUCAUCGUGAUCAGAUGGCUGCAGCCAGAGGCAUUCUUCAGAAAAACAUUCCUAUAUUGUACACAGCUUCUCAAGCAUGCCUGCAGCAUCCAGAUGUAGCUGCUUACAAAGCCAACAGGGACUUGAUCUACAAGCAACUGCAGCAGGCAGUUACAGGAAUCUCUAAUGCAGCCCAAGCAACAGCUUCGGAGGACUCGGUUCAGCAGCACGGCGGUGGGGGAGAGCUGGCCUACGCCCUUAACAACUUUGAUAAACAAAUCAUUGUGGAUCCCUUGAACUUCAGCGAGGAGCGUUUUAGGCCUUCCCUGGAAGAGCGCCUGGAGAGCAUCAUUAGUGGUGCAGCCCUAAUGGCUGAUUCAUCUUGUACACGUGAUGACCGACGGGAGCGCAUAGUUGCAGAGUGUAAUGCUGUGCGACAAGCCCUGCAAGAUCUCCUUUCAGAAUACAUGGGAAAUGCUGGACGCAAAGAAAGAAGUGAUGCUUUAAAUUCUGCCAUAGACAAAAUGACAAAAAAGACAAGAGAUCUGCGUAGACAGCUCCGCAAAGCUGUUAUGGAUCACGUUUCAGAUUCCUUUCUGGAAACAAAUGUGCCACUUCUAGUUUUGAUUGAAGCUGCCAAAAACGGGAACGAGAAAGAAGUCAAGGAGUAUGCCCAGGUUUUCCGUGAACAUGCCAACAAGCUGAUUGAGGUUGCCAACUUGGCCUGCUCUAUCUCAAAUAAUGAAGAAGGUGUAAAAUUAGUUCACAUGUCAGCAAGCCAGCUUGAAGCACUCUGUCCUCAGGUAAUCAAUGCAGCAUUAGCUUUGGCUGCCAAGCCACAAAGCAAACUGGCUCAAGAAAACAUGGAGAUGUUUAAAGAACAAUGGGAAAAGCAAGUCCGCGUAUUGACAGAUGCUGUGGAUGACAUCACUUCCAUUGACGACUUUUUGGCAGUAUCAGAGAAUCAUAUUCUGGAAGAUGUAAACAAAUGUGUCAUUGCUCUUCAAGAAAAAGAUGUUGAUGGCUUAGAUCGCACUGCUGGCGCAAUUCGUGGCCGUGCAGCCAGAGUAAUUCAUGUUGUCACUUCUGAAAUGGAUAAUUAUGAACCUGGAGUCUACACAGAAAAGGUUCUAGAAGCAACAAAGCUGCUGUCAAACACAGUUAUGCCACGUUUUACUGAACAAGUAGAAGCUGCUGUGGAGGCACUGAGUUCUGACCCUGCUCAGCCAAUGGAUGAAAACGAAUUUAUUGAUGCUUCUCGGCUGGUGUAUGAUGGAAUUCGUGACAUCAGAAAAGCUGUGCUAAUGAUCAGAACUCCUGAAGAAUUGGAUGACUCAGACUUUGAGACAGAAGACUUUGAUGUUCGGAGCAGAACGAGCGUUCAGACUGAAGAUGAUCAACUUAUUGCUGGCCAAAGUGCAAGAGCUAUCAUGGCUCAGCUCCCUCAAGAGCAGAAAGCAAAAAUUGCCGAACAAGUAGCCAGCUUCCAGGAAGAAAAGAGUAAAUUGGAUGCUGAAGUGUCCAAAUGGGAUGACAGUGGUAAUGACAUUAUUGUUCUGGCAAAACAAAUGUGCAUGAUUAUGAUGGAAAUGACAGACUUCACCAGAGGUAAAGGACCAUUAAAAAACACAUCCGACGUCAUUAGUGCAGCAAAAAAAAUUGCAGAAGCUGGAUCAAGAAUGGACAAGCUUGGACGGACAAUUGCUGAUCACUGUCCAGAUUCUGCAUGCAAACAGGACCUGCUAGCUUAUCUACAGCGUAUUGCUUUAUAUUGCCAUCAGCUGAACAUUUGCAGCAAAGUGAAGGCAGAAGUUCAAAACCUUGGUGGAGAACUGGUUGUAUCUGGGGUGGACAGUGCCAUGUCAUUGAUUCAAGCAGCGAAGAACCUGAUGAAUGCUGUGGUGCAAACUGUGAAGGCUUCCUACGUAGCGUCCACGAAGUACCAGAAGUCUCAAGGGAUGGCAUCUCUGAAUCUUCCAGCGGUGUCUUGGAAAAUGAAGGCACCAGAGAAGAAGCCGCUAGUCAAGCGUGAGAAACAAGAUGAAACCCAGACCAAAAUCAAGCGGGCCUCCCAAAAGAAGCAUGUGAACCCAGUGCAGGCACUCAGUGAAUUCAAAGCAAUGGAGAGCAUUUAGACGGAGAAUUCUGGAUUGCUCAUUUCUGAAUUUCUUCUAAUAUUCUCUGGGUUAUGUUAAAAUUCACUUACUUAACAUUUUGAUAAAAUCAUUUAGAGUGAAAGGGAGGGAAGGCAGUCAGAUCUAUAAAGCAUAACAAUACAGUCUGCAAACAUAUCAAUUUUAGUAGGAAAUGCUGUUUAGAUUUGUCACUUUUUCUAGCUGACUUAAAGUAACAAAUUUUGAUGUAUAACCAAAGAUGAAUUUAUGUUAAAGUUAAUCAUUCACGUAGCUGGAUCGUGUCAUUCCUUUCAAAGGAAACAUUUGGUAAGGUGGAUCUUCUCAACUCGAAAAUAAAUGGAAAAUAUGGGGUUUUUUAAAGUAUAUAUGUAUGCUUUGGGAUGAGUAUAGAGGCAAGCUUUGUAUGUUGGAAAGAACUUUUAAGCUGAAAAGCGGUAGUUGCUGAUUACAACACUAAGAUAACUGUAGAAAAAUUAUUUGGUAAAGUAAAUAUACUGUAGCCUUCCUUUCUAACUUAAUCAGUCUUGCCUUCAUUAUUUGAAACUGAACACACUGAUGCAUUUGUCCGCACGGCUGGAUUGCAGGUUACCUCUUAAGAGUGUUCCUGUUAGUGCUGUAUAACAGAGAUAGUUGACUCAUGCGCCUGCUCUUGCAUCUUGAAUGUUUCCUGGCCUUUACCAGUUGGCCUUUCUGUAAGGAUUUCCAUGGGUACCUGUGGGACAGCGACACAAAAGACACUUGGGGGUGUAAUGCAUGACGUGUCAUGAAGAGAACUGUUCGUUUAGACUCGAGGUAUACCUGGCCACAGAGCUCCAAUAAAAGUUGCUUGGACCAGCCAUGUAUAAGCGGCUAUAUGUUUCCCCCUCAGCGUUCAAAUGCGAUUCAUCGAUGUGUUCGUCUAAAAGGUUGCUACGCAUUCUUCCUUAGGUUUUAAAAGAAUCUUGGCAAAUAGUGUUGAUUCAGACUGCAAUUUAGGCAACAUUAUUUGUGAUAACUGGAGCUUCACGGCAUAAUUUUGCUGUUUUAAAUUUUAUGGAUUUCUGUUUUUAUACCUUUUUUUCCAAUAAACUCCAAUAUAAAAUCCA